This is a messenger RNA of Drosophila erecta, 1029 nucleotides long. RefSeq lists its product as uncharacterized. Lineage: Eukaryota; Metazoa; Arthropoda; Insecta; Diptera; Drosophilidae. The record is from RefSeq and is a predicted model, not a curated record. The transcript has 3 exons. Bases 44 to 781 code for a protein of 245 amino acids.
UUAGUCGCAAGCCACUCAUUAAUUAGCCCUAAACGAAAUCGAAAUGUGGCUAAUCGUGCUUGUUUGCUGCCUGUGGAUGGCUCCAAGUUUGGGACAGUUGCCUCCUGAAAUCGAGAAGUGCAAAGCGGGCGAUUCCAUCUGCAUAGCUGAAACAGUGACCAGGAUUCUGCGCUUGUAUCCCAAUGGUCUGUCUUCCAUUGGAUUGGAUGCUCUGGAUUCAAUUGGGUUCGAGAAUGUAGUCGUCAGUCGGAUGGAACCAGAUGGGCACUCUACUUUGGAUUUGAGUUUCCAUAACCUAACCGUAAUAGGAUUCGCUGACUCUACUGUAACGGAGGCAAAGGGAUUCGAAGCGGAUCUGCCGCGGGUCCUGGAGUUAAUUGGCUGGAUUCCACUGCUAAAACUCGAUGGGUUCUACGAGAUGCGUGGCAGUUUGCUGACGAUGCCCAUUCACGGGAAGGGCCAAGCCCAGGUGGAGAUCAAGGAAUGCCGCGUUCGCUGCAAGGUGCGGGUUUUGGAGGAUCUCCGAGGCGAUGGCAAGGUAUAUGCUGGGAUAGCCAAGGUCAAGUGCUUGCUGGAUGUGCAGGGCAUGCAUAUGAACUUCGACAAUCUUUUCAAUAACCCAGACAUGAGCGAAGCCAUGAACGUUGUGGCCAACACGAAGUGGCUGGAAAUUUGGCAUACCCUUCGCAGGGGUAUCACCUCUGCAGUGGAUCGAUUGGUGGAGUCGAUACUCAAGCGAGUAGCUAACAAGUUACCAUAUGACGAUUUCUAUCGGGAUUAGAAAUACAACACAUAUUUGAUUUAUAUCUAGAAUUAUUGUGCAGAUUUUAUUACAUAAAAAAAAAAUGAUUCAAUACUAAAUCUGGAUAUUACCGAUCUUCAAAUGAGUAUGGUCGAACUUAGUUAACUUAAAUUAAUGAAACGCUUUCAAAAGUUUCUUAGUACUUAGAGGUCAUCGCUGAGUCUUUAUUUCAUACCACAAUUUCUUACAGAUUUUCAAAACUUUCGGUUUUUUAUUAAAUACUCACU